Molecule: messenger RNA, 1086 nt
Organism: Plasmodium gonderi
Lineage: Eukaryota; Apicomplexa; Aconoidasida; Haemosporida; Plasmodiidae
Product: variable surface protein
Exons: 3
Coding region: 1-1086 (361 amino acids)
Source: RefSeq, a predicted model, not a curated record
AUGGAGACUCAAAGUAAUAGAGAAUGGGGCAUCUUCAUUUCAAAAAUUGUUGAUAUAGUGCAAGACAUUAACAGAAGAGUGUUAGGUACUGCACCAUGUGAAUGUUUUUUUAGUGGCGAAUUCGAACAAUGGGUAAAAGAGAAAGAUUUGCAUGAUUUUUUUAAAAAUAUAGAUAAAAUUAAAAUUGGAAUUGAAUCAGAUAUUGAUAAACACGAUUUGUAUUUAAAAUACUUAACAUAUAUAAAUAGUUUAUAUGAAGAGGAGAAGGAUGAAUGUUGUGAUAAGUACGAUAUUUUUAAUAGUGAUUGUCCAACUUAUUUUACAUGUAAUCCAGAUAGAGAUACCCCAAAUGAUCUAAUAAAACAAAUAAAAAAGCAUAGUAAAGCAUCGACUCAUGGAAGAGAAAAUGUGGUCGUACAUGCAGAAACGUCUAUAGAAUCUACAAGAUUGGGAAGUGAAAAACAUAGAGAUAGCCCAGGUGUAGCAUUCUUAGUUCAACCAAUAACUAGAGCUGAUGCACAAAAUCAAAACGUUAAACCUGUAAAUAAUGGCUGGGGUACAUUGGGAGGAUUUUUAUUUUCCCUAUUUGGAAGUUCUAGAAGUUCUCAACCAGCUCCUCCUGUACAAGAAAAAUUAUAUCCUCUUACUGUUACCCAAAAAGAUGAGGAUUGUUCGAUUGAUAUGUCACAAAGUGGUAAACCAGGUUCCUGUAAAAAGGAAGAAUUAGAUACUGUGGAUGAACGUGAAACGAAUUUUUUACCACCUGUAAAUAUUCCAACUGAAAAUGCAGAUAAUAUAGUAACUCCAGUUUCAUCGAAAAUUACAGAUUACUCAUUUGAAUAUAGUCAUCUUCGCCUUGGGAUUUGGGCUAUUUUAUUAUUAGGACUAUCCCUUAUUUUUUACACAUAUAUUAAACACACAAACAUUAGAUACUUCUUUCGUAAGAAGAAGACAAAGAGAACUAGAUGUAUGAAUAAUAUUUUUGAUGAAGAUAAUAGUGAUGUAUCUUUGGAUUAUUUGAAUAUAUAUAUGGAUAAUAGGCGACUGUAUUGGAUUUACCACUCUUCUUUUGAGUCCUAUGACUAA